AUGUCUGGCUUUGGCGACUUCACUUCGAUCUGUGAGACGGCACCUCUGCCACUAUGCGCUUCCGUUGGACCUACACUCCAAGCCACCGGCCGAACCGGUAUUGAGCCAGAAUGCUAUGCACGCAAUAUCGAACUUGCCAACACCAUCAUUUUCGAAGGCGCUGCGUCGGUGAUGCACAUUGUUGCGCUCAUUAUGACCGUCAUUAUGAUUCUACACGUCCGUAGCAAGUUCACCGCUGUUGGUCGCAAGGAGAUUCUCAGCUUCUUCUACCUCUACAUGCUUCUCACUGCCAUGUCUCUCAUUAUCGACGCUGGUGUUGCACCUCCGGGAAGCGAUCCGUAUCCGUACUUUGUCAGUGUGCAGAAUGGGCUUAGCAGUGCAGUUAUCACAUGUCUCCUGAUCAAUGGCUUUGUUGGAUUCCAAUUGUAUGAAGAUGGAACACCCCUGUCAGUGUGGAUGAUGCGCAUCAGUUCCCUGGCUGCUUUCGCCAUCAGCUUCCUCGUUUCUCUCGCGACUUUCAAGAGCUGGGCUGGACUUGGACCUACCAACACUGUUGGACUGUUCGUCGUUCUCUAUCUCCUGAAUGCUGUGCAGCUUUUCGUGUACGUGGCCAUGCAAAUUCUGCUCGUGACUAGGACACUGCAGGAUCGAUGGCCUCUCGGCGAUAUUGCGUUUGGCAUCUUCUUUUUUGUGGCUGGCCAGGUCCUUCUCUACGCCUUCAGCUCAAAGAUCUGUGUCGCUAUCAGCCAUUAUCUUGACGGCCUGUUCCUUGCGACAGUUUGUAAUUUGCUGGGCGUAAUGAUGGUAUACAAGUACUGGGAUUCGAUCACCAAGGAAGAUCUUGAAUUCUCGGUUGGCACAAGGAUGAACAACUGGGAGGUCAAGGAGCUUCUGCCAGAGGAAGAUCGAAGGGCGACUGUCUUUUCGGAGGAUCCCUAUGCUCAGUCCAGCUCCUAUGAUCUGCCUUACUCGCCAGGCGCGGCACGAUACUCGGCCAAGUACUAG
Fusarium musae is the source of this 1005-nucleotide messenger RNA. It is a transcript of the gene CHS7, whose product is annotated as Chitin synthase, class 7. The transcript is spliced from 2 exons. Gene Ontology annotation, cellular component: endoplasmic reticulum membrane. The coding region runs from base 1 to 1005 and encodes 334 amino acids. The record is from RefSeq and is a predicted model, not a curated record. Gene Ontology annotation, biological process: protein folding. Lineage: Eukaryota; Fungi; Ascomycota; Sordariomycetes; Hypocreales; Nectriaceae.